Molecule: messenger RNA, 1233 nt
Organism: Copidosoma floridanum
Lineage: Eukaryota; Metazoa; Arthropoda; Insecta; Hymenoptera; Encyrtidae
Gene: aurB
Product: aurora kinase B
Biological process (GO): protein phosphorylation
Molecular function (GO): ATP binding; protein kinase activity
Source: RefSeq, a predicted model, not a curated record
CUUACAUCGUUUAAUCCAACGUUAAAUGAAAUAUGCAUGUUUUGUUUAAAAAACUGUUUUUGUGCACAUAAAAUGAAUAAAUAGCUAAAUGUGCCACGUGCAACGCUAAAAACUUUCUCGGACAAUUUUCUGACUGCACACUAUUGUCAACAAUGACGGCGACUGCGUUUAAGGUUCCAUCAAACACACCUCAAGCUUAUGUUGCUGGUGUAGAAGAAACUCUCCAGAUAAUGAAAGAACACACUGAGAAUCGAAGUGACAAGCAUCAGUGGGGCUUAGGCGACUUUGAGAUUGGUGCUCCCCUUGGUAGAGGCAAGUUUGGCCGAGUUUAUUUGGCACGAGAAAAGAACACUCACUACAUGGUGGCUCUGAAAACCCUCUUCAAAUCCGAACUUGUAAAGAACAGAGUAGAAAAGCAGGCGCUCAGAGAAAUAGAAAUUCAGUCGCACUUGAGGCAUCCUCACAUCUUACAACUCUUGACGUACUUCCACGAUGACAAAAAAAUUUACUUGGUGUUGGAGUUUGCAGCUGGAGGUGAGUUAUACAAGGAACUCAAGAGGCAGCCCAAAGAGCGGUUUAACGAGCAGCGAUCCGCAAAAUACGUGUACCAAGUAGCGGAUGCUUUGGAGUACUGUCACAUGAAUAAUGUCAUUCAUCGAGACAUUAAACCCGAAAACUUACUCCUUACUUACAACGGUGACGUCAAAUUGGCGGAUUUUGGCUGGUCGGUUCACGCACCCACGACGAAACGUGCCACAAUGUGCGGUACUCUCGACUAUUUACCGCCAGAGAUGAUUAACGGACAAAAGUACGACAUAUAUGUGGACCACUGGUGCCUGGGAAUACUGUGCUACGAGUUUUUGGUCGGAUGUCCACCUUUUUUAAGCGAAACCAGUGAUGAGACUUAUGCAAAGAUCAAAAGGAUCGAUGUAACCUGGCCUCCACAAAUCAGCCCAGGAGCCAGAGACUUGAUCUCAAGACUGAUCAAAGCAAAUGGUGCCGAGAGAAUCCCGCUAAAGUAUGUAAAGUCACAUUUCUGGAUCGUUGAAAACAAGGAUUUGGCCAGAUAGAAAUAGGAAACGAACAUUCAACUUUUAAAUGCUUCAUUUUUUUCUCAUACAUUUUUAUCUGUAAGAAUUUUGUUUGUUUGUAUGAAAAAAAAAAAAAAAAAAACCGUGAAUGUAAUGAAAUGUACUUUUAAAUCAGUAUGAGUGAUAAAAUUUUUAUCUGUUA